GCGAAUCUGCGCACAUCCUUGCUCAAAUGUAUACCCUCGAACAGGCUAUCCACCAUUGUUGCCAUCAGCGAUGAGACACGUCUAUGGAAACAAUUGACUGUAAAGAGAGCGGACAGCAAACUAGUGAAACGGUAGAAACACUUGAAUGUUGCAUGGCCCACACGCCUAGUGAAACGUUGUAUACAGAAUAAUCUGGAACAGUUGUUGGUGCUUGUAGAAUAGGGGUUUCAGAUGGGGGAAGUGAGAAAACUCCAGAAGAAACUGAGACAGAUUGAGAAUCUGGAGAUCAAAAUUUCUCAAUCUCUCACUCCAGAAGAAAGAGUAAAGGUACAGAACGCGACUUCACUUCUAAUCUUAAUCUAUAGUUUUAACAUCAGUCGUGUCAUGAGCGCACCGGCGCAUAUUCCACAAUCCUGAAUAGAUUUCCCUUGGUACUAAUACUCCCGGAUAUGACUGUACUCACUCCCAAGAGAGAUCUUGAUGUAGCACCUUAAUCCUCCAAUACAAUCUUGCAGGUUACAUUUUACAUUAUUACACUCUCGAUGGUGAGUGAGUUCAAUUGAGGCCACUCUCAAACACUGUAACCUAGCUGGACCAUAGAACAGCUGAUCAUUAAAUAAUUUCACCCAUGUGAGAUAGAGAAUUGGCUCGCUAGAUCAUAAUCUUUAGAAAUAUAGUGGUAAACAACUUGCAUUCUCAUUGGGUUUUGACAUCUACACUAAUUGAAUAUAUCAAAUGUAAGCAUAACAUGAUACCCUUCUCUUGUGUCUAAAUAUAUCACGCCUUUAUCAUCUUGAUUUGCGUUUAUGAACCCUGGAUUGCUGAUGCUAUGAGAGGCUUUGAAGCCACCGGUCGGCCAUAUUGGCACUACCUAGCAGGAGACCUCCAUUAAAAGGAAUGGAAUUCUACAGUAUUUUAAUUAAGGACAAAAUUACAUGUAUUUAAGUAUUUUUGUUGUUGUAGUGGGGACAAUAACAUUAGUACUUGCAAAAAAAAAUACUUUGUAGAUCUUUUAAAUUUGUAUGUUUAGCUCACAUAAUAUAAUUUGAAAGUAUACAUUAAGGUGCCUGUAAUAGAAUAAACGUGUCAAAAACGAAUGUAGACAUUAAUAAAUGCAUUUCUGUGGCUUCCAAAAUAUUCUUUACAAUCGAGGAGGAGUACCAAGAUGGCUGUACGGGGGCUUCAAUACAGUGCCCCUGUUAGCCAUUCAGGGUUUAUACACAUCGUUGGGGGGCACAUAUCGAUAGUCUACAGUGGUCAUUUUGUCUCCUUUCCUUCAUCUGCUCUGAUCUGGAAACAUAGGGAAAGUGACAGUACUAUAAUGGAUGGAUGUCUACUCACUGUCUUUUAUCAGUCCAUCUCUUCUCAGAUCAGUGCAGAUGAAGGAGGAGCGACGUUAGACUAUUGAGACGUACCCAGGGAGAUGUCUACGGUCAUGCAUGUUUUAUUAACCCCCUCCCCAUCUUCAGAUCUUCAGGAAGGCGGAGCUCCGCACCAGAUUGGCUGAACUUCUGCUGCAGCUUUCUGGUCCCCAGCAAACUCCGGGGAUUGUGGGAGAAGGAAAACAGGAGAAGAUGAAAAGACAAGUGUAAGGAGAGAUAGAGAGAGAGAGAGAGAGAGGGGGGGGGGGGGGGAGGGAGGGAGGGAGGGAGGAAGAAAGGGGAGAUAAACAUCCCUGUUCACAAGCUGUAACAUUCACUUUGAUGCUUUUGAUCUGGCUUGAGUCUAGCCGACAUAGGUCAAAGUCCGUCAGUCAGUCAUUCUUUCAAGGCAUCCUAAUGUAUUGGAGUCAGUAGAGGGGAUAGUACGUCAUGUAGCCAUCACUUAGGGAUCCCUUCCACAGAGUCACGACUGGGCACACUCUCCCAGGGCUGUGAAAUAUCAAGGGAACACCAGGGGAAAUGUAUUUAUCACAAAGUAGUAUAAAGACAUGAUGAGAUUAUACUUGAAUUUUAUAAAUUAUUAUCAUUAUUUGUAAGCUUGCUUGUGUGUCUAUGGCUUAGCCUAUGUACUGUACUGUAUGUCUGUGCACAUUAUGUUUUCCUGUAUGUGACUGCACUGUCAAUUCACUCUCUUGGUAUUUGGUGUGUUUUUUUUUGCUUGGGUACAGUGAAGCCACCUCUGAGGCGCUUCCAUCACACAGCCCCUCUGCUACCAAGAUCCCCAAAAUCCCCAAGGGAGAAGCAGAGCCAACAGGCCGACAGAAGAAGACAGACAGUCAGAAGGAGACGGUAACGAGGGGAGAGACAGGAAGACAGGAGGAGACGGGAGGACAGAGAGAGACAGGAGCAGGUGGAGAGCAGUCAGAGACCUGUCUAGCUGUGACCGACACAAGCCCCAAGGACAACCAGGAAGGUGGGGUUAUCUGUGAACUAGGGUUUUGUAGUUUGAUAGAUUAUGUAGACACAUUCUCAUACUCAUUGGUAUCUCACAAAUGUACUGUGAUUGAAGGAAAGAGAAUGUAUGCACACUGCUUGGUAGGCUCCCAGAAAUUAUAUCUUAAAUAGUCAACGUUUUGAUUUGUCCUUCCCACCUGGGUUGUGUUCAUUAGGGUCCACUGUGGGCACACUGUAGCAAACCGCUUCACAACGACAAACCAAAACAACCAUUUCAUAAAUUCAGAUCGUACCUACCUGAACACGAGCUGAUCUGUCUGUACUGUUUGUUUCCUAGAAACAGAAUUAGUUGCAUGCUCUAGAGCUGACAAAUACGUGCAUAGUAAUUAUUGAUCAAUUAAGGUUAGAGAAGUGAUGAGUCAACCAUGGCUAUUAUAGUCUCUCCCAACAUCCAUUAUCAGGCCGGAGGCCUGUCUCCGAAUAGGAGUGCUGAUCUAGGAUUAGUUUAACCUUUUAGGUCAUACUGAAUAAGAUUGUAUGGACAGAUCCUAGAUCAGCACCUACUCUGAGACGCUUUGUGGAUACUUGCCCAGGUCCCUCCCUGUCUUAUACAUUAUGAUCUAAAUGGCAAAACUGAUCCUAGAUCAGCAGUCCUACUCUGAGACUCUUUGGGGGGAAUUCCGACCUAAGAAAAAGUGUGCGUAAAUGGAACGUAAAUCCCUUUUUAUGCACUUUUCUCUACAUGUAUUCUGACCUUAAACUUAAGCAUGAGAAUACCAUGCUAUUCACUCGCUAUUCGUUUGGGGUGGAGAUUAAAGAAAUUAGGUGUGGUGGAGGUGUGUCUACCUUGACUUAAUUCCCUUAUAAUGCCACCACCUUCACGCGCGAUGAAACGAUGAAUAAGGUCGAGCAACCUGUCGGUUCCAAGUGGAACAGCAUGUUCUUUCUUUUUUCCUAUAGAAAUAACACCAUUCUCCGUGCACUGUAAUUUACAAAUUGAUAAGAGCUAUUGAUAAGCUCUAGGUAAAGUAAGCCAUUUGGAUAAGGGGAUUGUAAAUAUUAAUGAGAAUGGCAUAUUAUAAUUAUUAAUGACAAUUGUUUUAGAUAUAUUUUAACUUAUGAUCGCUGGAGACAAAUGUGAAACCAGUCAUAUGGCAGCAAACUAAAGCAAAUCAACAUAUCAACUUUCCCACAGUGACGUUUAUAAUAUGCAGGCCUUAUAACUUGCAAGGAUGACAUUUGGAGCCCCAAACUUCUGUAGCCAUGCGCAAAGUAGAGUAUAGCGCCAAACCUAGUGAGUUGAUUUAUGGUUUCUAGAAUGUUUUAAUUAUAUGCACAGACUUUUCACUGUAUUUUGUACAAUUUGUAUCGUGUUAAAUAUUAGCCACUAUUGGUAGCCACUGUCAGUUAUACCUACAUACAUUUAUAACGGUCACUUUAGUGUUAGUUUCCUUACAUUUUGCAUCAUUCCAUUCCAUAGUUAGUUUACUUUUCUUUUCUCUGUCACGUUCGUGUGGUUGUUCCUGAGGAUCGCUAGCAAUAGUGGAUCAUAUUAGGCUAACUUAUUACAAGUUGUGCAAUAAUUUGCGACAUGUAGCCUAUUUGAAUCAUUAUGGACUGCAGACCAUACAUACAGUACAUGUACAGUGCCUUGCAAAAGUAUUCAUCCCCCUUGGUGUUUUUCCUAUUUUGUUGCAUUACAACCUGUAAUUUAAGUAGAUUUUUAUUUGGAUUUCAUGUAAUGGCCAUACACAAAAUAGUCCAAAUUGGUGAAGUGAAAUGAAAAAAAUUACUUGUUUCAAAAAAUUCUAAAAAAUAAAUAACGGAAAAGUGGUGCGUGCAUAUGUAUUCGCCACCUUUGCUAUGAAGUCCCUAAAUAAGAUAUGGUGCAACCAAUUACCUUCAGAAGUCACCUAAUUAGUUACAGUGGGGGGAAAAAAGUAUUUAGUCAGCCACCAAUUGUGCAAGUUCUCCCACUUAAAAAGAUGAGAGAGGCCUGUAAUUUUCAUCAUAGGUACACGUCAACUAUGACAGACAAAAUGAGAUUUUUUUUCUCCAGAAAAUCACAUUGUAGGAUUUUUAAUUAAUUUAUUUGCAAAUGAUGGUGGAAAAUAAGUAUUUGGUCACCUACAAACAAGCAAGAUUUCUGGCUCUCACAGACCUGUAACUUCUUCUUUAAGAGGCUCCUCUGUCCUCCACUCGUUACCUGUAUUAAUGGUACCUGUUUGAACUUGUUAUCAGUAUAAAAGACACCUGUCCACAACCUCAAACAGUCACACUCCAAACUCCACUAUGGCCAAGACCAAAGAGCUGUCAAAGGACACCAGAAACAAAAUUGUAGACCUGCACCAGGCUGGGAAGACUGAAUCUGCAAUAGGUAAGCAGCUUGGUUUGAAGAAAUCAACUGUGGGAGCAAUUAUUAGGAAAUGGAAGACAUACAAGACCACUGAUAAUCUCCCUCGAUCUGGGGCUCCACGCAAGAUCUCACCUCGUGGAGUUGCAAUGAUCAUGAGAACGGUGAGGAAUCAGCCCAGGACUACACGGGAGGAUCUUGUCAAUGGUCUCAAGGCAGCUGGGACCAUAGUCACCAAGAAAACAAUUGGUAACACACUACGCCGUGAAGGACUGAAAUCCUGCAGCGCCCGCAAGGUCCCCCUGCUCAAGAAAGCACAUAUACAUGCCCGUCUGAAGUUUGCCAAUGAACAUCUGAAUGAUUCAGAGGAGAACUGGGUGAAAGUGUUGUGGUCAGAUGAGACCAAAAUCGAGCUCUUUGGCAUCAACUCAACUCGCCGUGUUUGGAGGAGGAGGAAUGCUGCCUAUGACCCCAAGAACCCCAUACCCACCGUCAAACAUGGAGGUGGAAACAUUAUGCUUUGGGGUUGUUUUUCUGCUAAGGGGACAGGACAACUUCACCGCAUCAAAGGGACGAUGGACGGGGCCAUGUACUGUCAAAUCUUGGGUGAGAACCUCCUUCCCUCAGCCAGGGCAUUUAAAAUGGGUCGUGGAUGGGUAUUCCAGCAUGACAAUGACCCAAAACACACGGCCAAGGCAACAAAGGAAUGGCUCAAGAAGAUGCACAUUAAGGUCCUGGAGUGGCCUAGCCAAUCUGUGGAGGGAGCUGAAGGUUUGAGUUGCCGAACAUCAGCCUCGAAACCUUAAUGACUUGGAGAAGAUCUGCAAAGAGGAGUGGGACAAAUCCCUCCUGAGAUGUGUGCAAACCUGGUGGCCAACUACAAGAAAUGUCUGACCUCUGUGAUUGCCAACAAGGGUUUUGCCACCAAGUACUAAGUUAUGUUUUGCAGAGGGGUCAAAUACUUAUUUCCCUCGUUAAAAUGCAAAUCAAUUUAUAACAUUUUUGACAUGCGUUUUAUCUGGAUUUUUUUGUUGUUAUUCUGUCUCUCACUGUUCAAAUAAAAGUACCAUUAAAAUUAUAGACUGAUCAUUUCUUUGUCAGCGGGCAAAUGUACAUAAUCAGCAGGGGAUCAAAUACUUUUUUCCCUCACUGUAGACUCCACAGAGCUGGGCUUUACGGAAGAGUGGCCAGAAAAAAAGCCAUUGCUUAAAGAAAAAAAUAAGCAAACACAUUUGGUGUUCGCCAAAAGGCAUGUGGGAGACUCCCCAAACAUAUGGAAGAAGGUACUCUGGUCAGAUGAGACCUAAAAUUUAGCUUUUUGGCCAUCAAGGAAAACGCUAUGUCUGGUGCAAACCCAACACCUCUCAUCACCCCGAGAACACCAUCCCCACAGUGAAGCAUGGUGGUGGCAGCAUCAUGCUGUGGGGAUAUUCUUCAUCGGCAGGGACUGUGAAACUGGUCAGAAUUGAAGGAAUGAUGGAUGGCGCUAAAUACAGGGAAAUUCUUGAGGGAAACCUGUUUCAGUCUUCCAGAGAUUUGAGACUGGGACGGAGGUAUGGCCUAGUCAAAGCCCAGACCUCAAUCCAAUUGAGAAUCUGUGGAAUGACUUAAAGAUUGCUGUACACCAGCGGAACCCAUCCAACUUGAAGGAGCUGGAGCAGUUUUGCCUUGAAGAAUGGGAAAAAAAUGUUGCAUCUUCAAAGUGUUGUGUAAAUCAAAUGAUACAAACCCCCCAAACAUUUUUAAUUCCAGGUUGUAAGGCAACAAAAUAGGAAAAAUGCCAAGGGGGGUGAAUACUUUCGCAAGCCACUGUAGUAGUUUAAACCUGGAGCCUGGCACACGGUUCACGACGACUGUACCGUUGUCAUCACAAUUCCAUGAUUAGUGAGGAUUAUUAGGGUAGCUUUAUAGGACAACUUUUCAACCCCUAUUGUACACUUUUCUCACCUUUCAAUAUUUCAUGGAUUUAUUAAUUGAAUAUGGAAACGUUCAGGAUGAAUCAAGCAACUAUAUUUUUGAUUUACCAAUAUAUUUUUUGCGUAAAUGCUCUCCAAACCUGUUUUUUAAUUAUUCAUAAAUGCUUUCCUAACCCUAAAAAGAUCUGAGUAUUUUUAAAUCGACCAAUAGGUGCUGAAAAGGAGACGAAUAUGCGUGUAUUUACAUGGCUUUCUUUCAUUGAUCCCUAAUAUUCUGAACCGCUCUCUCCAUAUAUUCUAAUUAAAGGAACACCAAAUUUAAAGGGAUGGCUUUAGAUAAAUGUACUGAAAACCCUAUUGAAUGAAAACUCAGGGGAAAUAUUUUGGCCAUCAAGUGGAAGGGUUUUCAGCGGUUUAAUUACAUUUAUUCAGCACACGCAAGGGAACCACGCCUGCAAAGCCUGUUACGCACCUGCACAAAGCCUGAAUACCAACUACUGAGAUGUGCAUAGGAAAGGCGUACAAGUCUGAAUCGGGCCCUUUGUAAAGAAGUUCACGCAAGACUUGGGUUCUGGGUUCAUGGUGAUUAUGAUGGGUCCCUUUUUUAUCAGAUGCCGAGUUUACAGCUCUCAAAGCAUCAUGGGAGAAAGCAAAGUUUCGCUUGAGGUCGCUGGAGGGUCACAGUGACAUCAUCACCUGUGUGGUUGCCGUUGACAACCUGGUGAUCUCCGGCAGGUAAGUGAGUCAUUCUCCGAUUUAAUAAUAGAUCUCAUAACUGUGAAUAAUUCAAUUAAUUUCUUUCAUUAAUUUUCUUUCUUUCUCUCUUUUUCUUUAUUUUUUCUCUUUCAUUCUUUCUUUCUCCCUCCUCCUCUCUCUGUAACUCUGACAUGCUAACUUUCUCCUCCUACACUAAGAGAGCCAUUCUCGACUGAGCAGUGUUAGCAGUGUUAUUGAACUACUUGAACCGUGUCUGCUCUCACUCUCUGUCUCACACUGACUUAAUAUCUCUGUUGUUCUCUCCAUCUCUCUCUCUCUAUAUUUCUCUCUCUCAGUCGAGACACAACAGUAAAGGUGUGGCAUGUUCCUACGGCAACAGAGCAGCGGAAUCUGGGAGGUCACACUGGUGGGGUCACCUGUCUGUCUGCCCCGCCGCCUGAAUACUGUAGGAGACUAGGUAGGGAAUGGACACACACACACACGCACACACACCCACACAGCUAUGUCUUACUAUACUAACCCUAACCCUAACUCCUAACCCUACCUAACCCCUAAUUCUAACCCUAACUCCUAACCCUCAACCUUACCCCUAAUUCUAACCCUAAACCUAACCACUAAUUCUAACCCUAACCCUAAACCUAACCCCUAAGCCUAAAAUAGCCUUUAUACAAGUGAGGACCGGUUUACUAUUUGUGUGAAGACUUCUGGUACCUACAAGUAUAGUAAAACGUGUACACGCACGCAUACACACACACACACACACACACACACCCCUACACCCUUAUUCUCAGUCAGGCAUCCUGAUUUCAGGCAGUAUAAUUAUAGUUUUAGUUCAUCAUGUGAAAUCCAUGGAGAGAACUAGCAGCAGCAGUCACUCUGGGUUACCUCAUUCUGACUGAAGGAGGGAUCGUUGCACUACUUGAACUUCUCUGCCCUUUCUGUCUCUCCUCCCACGCUCCCCCUCUACGUAUCUCUAUCUCUCUCUCCAGGUUUUUUCUCUGAUUCCAUGAGCUUCUUUGGCAUAAGUCAGGCUUACAUUGCCAAGACGAGAACUCGGGAAUAUACACUGCUCAAAAAAAUAAAGGGAACACUUAAACAACACAAUGUAACUCCAAGUCAAUCACACUUCUGUGAAAUCAAACUGUCCACUUAGGAAGCAACACUGAUUGACAAUAAAUUUCACAUGCUGUUGUGCAAAUGGAAUAGACAACAGGUGGAAAUUAUAGGCAAUUAGCAAGACACCCCCAAUAAAGAAGUGGUUCUGCAGGUGGUGACCACAGACCACUUCUCAGUUCCUAUGCUUCCUGGCUGAUGUUUUGGUCACUUUUGAAUGCUGGUCGGUGCUUUCACUCUAGUGGUAGCAUGAGACGGAGUCUACAACCCACACAAGUGGCUCAGGUAGUGCAGCUCAUCCAGGAUGGCACAUCAAUGCGAGCUGUGGCAAGAAGGUUUGCUGUGUCUGUCAGCGUAGUGUCCAGAGCAUGGAGGCGCUACCAGGAGACAGGCCAGUACAUCAGGAGACGUGGAGGAGGCCGUAGGAGGGCAACAACCCAGCAGCAGGACCGCUACCUCCGCCUUUGUGCAAGGAGGAGCAGGAGGAGCACUGCCAGAGCCCUGCAAAAUGACCUCCAGCAGGCCACAAAUGUGCAUGUGUCUGCUCAAACGGUCAGAAACAGACUCCAUGAGGGUGGUAUGAGGGCCCGACGUCCACAGGUGGGGGUUGUGCUUACAGCCCAACACCGUGCAGGACGUUUGGCAUUUGCCAGAGAACACCAAGAUUGGCAAAUUCGGCCACUGGCGCCCUGUGCUCUUCACAGAUGAAAGCAGGUUCACACUGAGCACAUGUGACAGAAGUGACAGAGUCUGGAGACGCCAUGGAGAACGUUCUGCUGCCUGCAACAUCCUCCAGCAUGACCGGUUUGGUGGUGGGUCAGUCAUGGUGUGGGGUGGCAUUUCUUUGGGGGGCCACACUGCCCUCCAUGUCCUCGCCAGAGGUAGCCUGACUGCCAUUAGGUACCGAGAUGAGAUCCUCAGACCCCUUGUGAGACCAUAUGCUGGUGCGGUUGGCCCUGGGUUCCUCCUAAUGCAAGACAAUGCUAGACCUCAUGUGGCUGGAGUGUGUCAGCAGUUCCUGCAAGAGGAAGGCAUUGAUGCUAUGGACUGGCCCGCCCGUUCCCCAGACCUGAAUCCAAUUGAGCACAUCUGGGACAUCAUGUCUCGCUCCAUCCACCAACGCCACGUUGCACCACAGACUGUCCAGGAGUUGGCGGAUGCUUUAGUCCAGGUCUGGGAGGAGAUCCCUCAGGAGACCAUCCGCCACCUCAUCAGGAGCAUGCCCAGGCGUUGUAGGGAGGUCAUACAGGCACGUGGAGGCCACACACACUACUGAGCCUCAUUUUGACUUGUUUUAAGGACAUUACAUCAAAGUUGGAUCAGCCUGUAGUGUGGUUUUCCACUUUAAUUUUGAGGGUGACUCCAAAUCCAGACCACCAUGGGUUGAUACAUUUGAUUUCCAUUGAUUAUUUUUGUGUGAUUUUGUUGUCAGCACAUUCAACUAUGUAAAGAAAAAAGUAUUUAAUAAGAUUAUUUCAUUCAUUCAGAUCUAGGAUGUGUUGUUUAAGUGUUCCCUUUUUUUUUGGAGCAGUGUAUCAUAUUAAAUCAAUAACAACAUGGAUGAUAAUUAUAUGCAUACUGACCAUGAACUGUACAAUGAUAACAAAUCAUUAUAAUUUUCUCCCUCACAUUUCUGUCCAUCUCUUUCUUCUGUUCAACCCCCCCUUGUCUCUUCCCCUCCGUUCCCCCCUCUUCCUCCCUACUGUAAAUCUUUCUCUCUCUUUCUCUAGCCUGGGAUCGAUCUCUGGGAGACAAGGAGAGGUUCAUCCUGAGUGGCUCAGCAGACUGCUGUGUGAGGAUCUGGGCCUUAAGCACUGGUGAGUUCACCGCACGCACGCGUGCACACACACACACACACACACACACACACACACACACAGUGUCUUGCAAAAGUAUUCAUCCCCCUUGGCGUUUUUCCUAUUUUGUUGCAUUACAACCUGUUAUUUAAAUUGAUUUUUAUUUGGAUUUCAUGUGAUGGACAUACACAAAAUAGUCCAAAUUGGUGAAGUGGAAUGAAAAAAAUAACUUAUUUCAAAAAAGUAAAAACAAUAAAUAACGGAAAAGUGGUGCGUGCAUAUGUAUUCACCCCCUUUGCUAUGAAGCCCCUAAAUAAGAUAUGGUGCAACCAAUUACCUUCAGAAGUCACAUAAUUAGUUAAAUAAAGUUCACCUUUGUGCAAUCUAAGUUUUGCAUGAUCUCAGUAUAUAUACACAUGUUCUGAAAGGCCCCAGAGUCUGCAACAUCACUAAGCAAGGGGCACAACCAAGCAAGUGGCACCAUGAAAACCAAGAAGCUCUCCAAACAGGUCAGGGACAAAGUUGUGGAGAAGUACAGAUCAGGGUUCGGUUAUAAAAAAAUAUCAGAAACUUUGAACAUCCCACAGAGCACCAUUAAAUCCAUUAUUAAAAAAUGGAAAGAAUAUGGCAUCACAACAAACCUGAAAAGAGAGGGCCGCCCACCAAAACCCACGGACCAGGCAAGGAGGGCAUUAAUCAGAGAGGCAACAAAGAGACCAAAGAUAACCCUGAAGGAACUGCAAAGCUCCACAGCGGUCCAUAGGACCACUUUAAGCCGUACACUCCACAGAGCUGGACUUUACGGAAGAGUGGCCAGAAAAAGCCAUUGCUUAAAGAAAAAAAUAAGCAAACACGUUUGGUGUUCGCCAAAAGGCAUGUGGGAGACUCCCCAAACAUAUGGAUGAAGGUACUCUGGUCAGAUUAGACUAAAAUUGAGCUUUUUGGCCAUCAAGGAAAACGCUAUGUCUGGCGCAAACCAAACACCUCUCAUCACCCCGAGAACACCAUCCCCACAGUGAAGCAUGGUGGUGGCAGCAUCAUGCUGUGGGGAUGUUUUUAAUCGCAGGGCUGGGAAACUGGUCAGAAUUGAAGGAAUGAUGGAUGGCGCUAAAUACAGGGAAAUUCUUGAGGGAAAACUGUUUCAGUCUUCCAGAGAUUUGAGACUGGGACGGAGGUUCACCUUCCAGCAGGACAAUGACCCUAAGCAUACUGCUAAAGCAACACUUGAGUGGUUUAAGGGGAAACAUUUAAAUGUCUUGGAAUGGCCUAGUCAAAGCCCAGACCUCAAUCCAAUUGAGAAUCUGUGGUAUGACUUAAAGAUUGCUGUACACCAGCGGAACCCAUCCAACUUGAAGGAGCUGGAGCAGUUUUGCCUUGAAGAAUGGGAAAAAAUCCCAGUGGCUAGAUGUGCCAAGCUGAUAGAGACAUACCCCAAGAGACUUGCAGCUGUAAUUGCUGCAAAAGAUGGCUCUACAAAGUAUUGACUUUGGGGGGGGGUGAAUAGUUAUGCACGCUCAAGUUUUCUGUUUUUCUGUCUUAUUUCUUGUUUGUUUCACACAAAAAAUAUGUUGGUCUUCAAUGUGGUAGGCAUGUUGUGUAAAUCAAAUUAUACAAACCCCACAAAAAUCAAUUUUAAUUCCAGGUUGUAAGGCAACAAAAUAGGAAAAAUGCCAAGGUGGGGUGAAUACUUUCGCAAGCCACUGUACACACACAGUCUGAGCCCUACAGCUUUGUCUGGGUGAGUUCUUGUGUGCGUCUAUGUGGUGUGUUUGCGUGUGCCUGCGCAAUUGCAUGUGGGUGUUGUGGACAAUUAAAUCAGUGUUCCCCUCUCCAUCCAGGCCAGUGUGUAAAGUCCAUCUACACCUUUAAUGCGGUGACUGCUCUCUGCUUCGUGCCUGAAGGUGAUGGCUACAUCAUCACUGGAUCAGGUCUGUGUGGAUGCAGUUUCUGUGGGUCGGUGUGUGUGUGUGUGUGUGUAUUUAUAUGUUUGUGUGUCUGUGACUGUCUAUGAGAGACUCAGUAGACCAGAGGUAGGCAACCCUGUUCCUGGGGUGCCACAGGAUUUUGUUCCAACUAGGCACCACACCUGACCAACUGAGCUAAUUGGUCAGUUCAGUGAUUGCCAAAAUUCAACACACCUGGUCUUCCAGGUUGGUUAAAUCAAAAACAUGAAGUGCCUGCGGCACUCCAGGACCAGGGUUGCCUACCCCUGCAGUAGACAGUAGGUGUAGUCAGACUGAUAGAGGCAGACAAAUGAGGAGACUCAGGCUCACAGGUAUUUAUGCAAGCCAUCAGUAAUGUCUGCCAGCAACUGUCAGGCCUAUUUAACCUCUCGUUCUCUCCCAGUCUCUCUCUCUCUCUCUCUCUCUCUUUCUCUCUCUCCUUCUCCCUUCACCCCCCCUCUCUCUCUCUCUUUCUAUCUACCUCUCCCUCACUCUACAUUUAUCCCCUCCCUCUCUCUCUCCCUCUGUCUGCAGAUGGGGGUAAAGUUCAGGCCUGGAGCUGGCAAACCAUGGACAACUGUCAAUCAAUCAAUGCCCAUGAGGAGGCUGUCACCUCCCUACAGGUGGCUGCCGUAAUCAAGAGCCAAUAGUGUCACAUUCUAGACUUUUAAGCUAUAGUGUUCAAACUGAAGAAAAUGGACUGAAACUAGUCCAAUAACAAACAAUCAUUUUUGUUUUCUGUUGUGCGCCCUAAUGAACAUGAACUUGUGUUUUCAUCAAGGCCUUGCUGAAAUUAAAGCAAAUAUUUCUGCACCGUUGCCAGGUCUGUGUGUGCUUUAGCCAACUUAGUUGUUGUCACGCCAAACAAAUUGGCUGAGGCAGAAACAAAAAUGGCUGCCUGAAGGACCGAAUUUCUUAUAGGCUACACACUUGUAGGCAGUGUGGAAAUAUAUUAUUAUUUAAGAUAAAUGAUUAGGAAGAUAUAUAGAUUCCAAAGAGGUUCAAAAUAGUAUUCAGUGCUCUUUUCGUUUUUUGUUACUUUCAAAUAUAAAUACAUUAUAUUUGCUAGAAGUAUAGAGCAGCGUUUCUUCAACUUUUCCAGCUCGAGGCCCAAAUGAGCAAUUGACCGUCCUUCCGUGACCCAAAUCGUCCUCCAACGACCCAAAUUAAGAAGAAUUAGUGUGUGAUUAUAGACUCUGUCAUGCCCAGGGCCCACUUUGGGUCCCGACCCGUAGAGUAAGAAACCCUGGUAUAGAGGAUCAGAAAUUGACUAUACAUGUUUGGCUAAAAUACUUUGUAAGGUUCCUUGGGGGCGUAAGCUGUUCAAAUACAUAGUUUAAAGGUCCAAUGUAGCUGUUUUGGUCUCAAUAUCAAAUAUUUCUUGGUAACAAUUAAGUACCUUACUGUGAUUGUUUUAAAUGUAAAUGGUCAAAGAGAAAUAAAAAUUGCUUCUUAGCAAAGAGCCAAUUCUGUCAGGGAGUGUUCUGAGUGGGGAGGGGAAAACUAGCUGUUAUUGGAGAGAGAUUUGGAACUGUCUUUCUUAUUGGUCUAUAAACUAAUUUGUCACCAGGCAGGCCGAAACGACAAUCCCAUCAAAACAGGCUGACAUUUUCAGCUGCCUUUUCAAACAGCUCUUACACUAAAAGGGCAUUAUCAUAAUAUUUGCAAUUUCACAGUAUUAUUCCAACAUCAUAGUGUGGAAAUAUAUAUAAAACACAAGAAAAUCACGUUUUUGACAGCACUGGGCCUUUAAGACUUACAUUCAUGUAGCGUUACAUGCGCAACACAUUUAAGCCAAAGCAGUGAAAGCACCAUCCCCACCUUCUUUGUUAAUUAAUAAUGCAAAGCCAUGUGAGACCACGCACACACGCACACAAGCAUGCAUGCACGCACAGACACAUACAUGCACACACACACACACCUUUAUCCAUGCAUUGUAUUCAGCCGCUGCAUUCAGUCUCCAUGACAACUGCCCCCCUCUCUAUCUUCCACAGUCCCAGGGUCCCCUUGUGUUCAGCAGCUCAGCAGAGGGGGGGGUUUCUGUGUGGGAGGGGCUCUGCACCAACCGUGACCCCCUGCGGCUGUUACAUCACUGGGAUGCCAAGGUAACAGGCUGCGGGAGUCAGGGAGGUCGUCUGACCCUCAGUCCUCGUGGCGACAGGCUCUUCGUUGCCUAUGGCAGAGCCAACCUCAGGAUCCUCAACUGGAGGACAGGUGAGAAGCAGUGUGUGUGUGAGUGAAUGCGUGCACGAUAUAGAAGAGCCAGCUUUAAUACGGUGCAUUGCUAGACCUUACCGAUCUGUGUACUAUCUGAUGUUUACCCUUCCUCUCUCCAAUCACCACAGGCACCGUGUGCAGGCUAACCAAUCACAGCAGCAUCGCUGGAGUAACAGAUUGUGUACAUCAGACAGGGGGACUCCUCAUUGGCUCAUGCUACGAUUUGGCGAAUGGGGAAAGUACCCUGAACUGUGAGUAAUGCUAACACAACUAGUUGUUCCUUGAAUAUUAUGGUACUAUUGCCAACCUAUAGAGCCACGCUGUUCAUAGAAUGCAUUGUUACCGCAAUCUAUUUAGGUUUUCAUCAACUUUUUCUCUCUCCUUCUCCCCCUCUCUCUCUCCCCCUCCUAUUCUCCUUCCAUCUCUCCCAGUGUUCUCUCUACCUCAGUGCAGGUACCUGGCCUCGCUGACCUGUGCGGAUGCUCCGAGAAUCCUUUGCUUUGCGGCGUGGCUCACGGGCAGUGGGGGUCACCGCUGGGUCACCGGGGGUCGUGACCUUACGGUGUGGGAGCAGCUCCCCAGCUCCGGGAAGCAGAGGUGGGCUCAACACCUUUCUGUCAGUACUCAUCUAGAUCAAUGAAUACUGAUCUGAUGAUUUAAUGAUUUGUAGUUUAAUAGAACUCCGAAGUUCUUUAUGGGUGCACCUGACAAAAAGUGAACUAUUACUCAUAUGCCCCUAUCCUCAGUUCUUCAUGUGCUCUACACUAAACCAAUGUCAGUUGGAUAAUAUUUGUUUUUAUUUUUUGUAAAAGAGAGGGGUCUAGAAUGACAGGGAAGAGAGAAGAGAGUUUCUUCCGAACUAGCGAUGGAACUGGGACUUGAUCCCAUGCAUGUAGGCUACUGACAUAUGAGGACCACAAUGGAAAUAAGCCUUCAGGCUUUAUUGUGUUUUAAUCCGGCAUAAUGUUUUAUGUACAGUGCAUUCUGAAAAUAUUCAGAGCCAUUGACUUUUUCCACAUUUUGUUACGUUACAGCCUUAUUCUAAAAUUGAUUAAAUUGUUUUUUUUCCCUCAUCAAUCUACACACAAUACCCCAUAAUGACAAAGCAUUUUCUUUGGGGUACAGAAAUAAAACAUUUACAUAAGUAUUCAGACCCUUUGUUGAAGCACCUUUGGCAGCGAUUAAAGCCUCGAUUCUUCUUGGGUAUGACGCUACAAGCUUGGCACACCUGAGCUGGUCGCCCGGCCAAACUGAGCAAUCGGGGGAAAAGGGCCUUGGUCAGGAAGGUGACCAAGAACCCGAUGAUCACUCAAACAGAGCUCCAGAGUUCCUCUGUGGAGAUGGGAGAACCUUCCAGAAGGACAACCAUCUCUGCAGCACUCUACCAAUCAGGCCUUUAUGGUAGAGUGGCCAGACGGAAGCCACUCCUCAGUAAAAGGCACAUGACAGCCCGCUUGGAAUUUGCCAAAAGGCACCUAAAGGACUCUCAGACCAUGAGAAACAAGAUUCUCUGGUCUGAUGAAACCAAGAUUGAACUCUUUGGCCUGAAUGCCAAGUGUCACGUCUGGAGGAAACCUGGCACCAUCCCUACGGUGAAGCAUGGUGGUGGCAGCAUCAUGCUGUGGGGAUGUUUUUCAGCAGCAGGGACUCGGAGACUAGUCAGGAUCGAGGGAAAGAUGAACGGAGCAAAGUACAGAGAUAUCCUUGAUGAAAACCUGCUCCAGAGCGCUCAGAACCUCAGACUGGGGCGAAGGUUCACCUUCCAGCAGGACAACGACCCUAAGCACACAGUCAAGACAAAGCAGGAGUGGCUUCGGGACAAGUCUCUGAAUGUCCUUGAGUGGCCCAGCCAGAACCCAAUCGAACAUCUCUGGAGAGACCUGAAAAUAGCUGUGCAGCGACGCUCUCCAUCCAACCUUACAAAGCUUGAGAGGAUCUGCAGAGAAGAAUGGAACAGACUCCCCAAAUACAGUUGUGCCAAGCUUGUAGCGUCAUACCCAAGAAGACUCAAGGCUGUAAUCGCUGCCAAAGGUGCUUCAACAAAGUACUGAGUAAAGGGUCUGAAUACUUGUGUAAAUGUGAUAUUUCCGGGGGGCUUUGUAAUACAUUUGCUACAAUUUCUAAAAACCUGUUUUUGCUUUGUCAUUAUGAAAUAUUGUGUGUAGAUUGGUGAGGGGGAUUUAAAAAAAAACUUGUAACGUAACAAAAUGUGGAAAAAGUCAAGGGGUCUGAAUACUUUCCGAAUGCACUGUAUAUGCAACAGUAUAACAAGAACAAUAUGGACUGUCGGUGUCUAAUGGUGAUGUUGUCACAGGGGUGAUGUCACAACGAAGCGAGACAGUCGAUUGGACGCCUCCCUGAUGGAAUCAGAGGGAGAUUCCGAGGACGAGGAGGACAGUGAUGGUGAGGAGGGGGGUAACAGCGGGCUGAAACACAAACACCAAUAAUAUACAUAGAUCAGAAAAACUCAAAGCAACAUGUCGCAAAGUGUUUCUACGGCAAGAAGCCAUUUGUUCAAAGUGUCUUCUUUAGCUCCAGCUGUAGACAAAUCUAUAUAAAUCACAUCCAAAAAAGUAGCUGUAAGAAUAUAUCUAAGUAACUUCAAGAUUGAUAGCUUUGAUAAAGACUAUGGGCUCGAUUCAAUCCGUAGCGCUAAAGACCUGCGCUACAGAGCGGUAGAAAUUUUAAAGCAACGUUCCCACGUUCGCGGAGAAUGCAUUCACGGCAAACGCUGCAUAUGUCGGCUCAAUCGGAAAUGACCUACAGCGAAGAUCAUCAGCGCUACGGUUUGAAUCGAGCCCUAAAGCGCAUUUAAAAGCGCAUUUACUGAAAAAGGAUAGUUUUGGUCCAUUGUUGGCUGUUGCUGUUUUCUUUUCUCUAAGGAAGUAAUCACUAUCAACAGGUUCCUACUGUAUUCCUAAUAAUAUCAAUUUAUAUCUAUAUCAAUCACAAGUCCAUUAUUCAUCCACUAUUACAUCCACUAUUAGACACACGUUUAACUAUGACUCCCCACGUUACUGUAGAUUACGAUGAUGACAAAGAAGAGGACUACACAUCCCAAGAUGCAUCAGAGUCUGGCUCGACAUCGUGGCUUCGCUGUGUUCUCCAGUGAGAGCCAGUUUCACGCCACCCGCCGCCACCAAGCCCAAGACGCUGCGCCUCACAGCAUGAAGAGCAACUAAGGCGAGAGGGAGGGAGUGAGGGGGACAGAGGAGAAGGAGA
Molecule: messenger RNA, 17613 nt
Organism: Coregonus sp. 'balchen'
Lineage: Eukaryota; Metazoa; Chordata; Actinopteri; Salmoniformes; Salmonidae
Source: the annotation of a GenBank genome assembly